Cololabis saira (Pacific saury) is the source of this 1065-nucleotide messenger RNA. RefSeq names its product basic proline-rich protein-like. The record is from RefSeq and is a predicted model, not a curated record. Lineage: Eukaryota; Metazoa; Chordata; Actinopteri; Beloniformes; Belonidae.
CCAGGUCCUCCACCACCAGGUCCUCCACCAGGUCCUCCACCAGGUCCUCCUCCAGGUCCUCCACCACCAGGUCCUCCACCAGGUCCUCCACCAGGUCUUCCACCAGGUCCUCCACCAGGUCCUCCUCCACCAGGUCCUCCACCAGGUCCUCCACCAGGUCCUCCUCCUCCAGGUCCUCCACCAGGUCCUCCACCAGGUCCUCCUCCACCAGGUCCUCCACCAGGUCCUCCUCCACCAGGUCCUCCACCAGGUCCUCCUCCUCCAGGUCCUCCACCAGGUCCUCCACCAGGUCCUCCACCAGGUCCUCCACCAGGUCCUCCACCAGGUCCUCCUCCACCAGGUCCCCCACCAGGUCCUCCACCAGGUCCUCCACCAGGUCCUCCACCAGGUCCUCCUCCACCAGGUCCUCCACCAGGUCCUCCACCAGGUCCCUCCCCUCCACCAGGUCCUCCACCAGGUCCUCCUCCAGGUCCUCCACCAGGUCCUCCUCCACCAGGUCCUCCUCCAGGUCCUCCACCAGGUCCUCCUCCACCAGGUCCUCCUCCACCAGGUCCUCCACCAGGUCCUCCUCCUCCAGGUCCUCCACCAGGUCCUCCACCAGGUCCUCCUCCACCAGGUCCUCCUCCACCAGGUCCUCCACCAGGUCCUCCUCCACCAGGUCCUCCACCAGGUCCUCCACCAGGUCCUCCUCCACCAGGUCCUCCACCAGGUCCUCCUCCACCAGGUCCUCCACCAGGUCCUCCACCAGGUCCUCCUCCACCAGGUCCUCCACCAGGUCCUCCACCAGUCCCUCCACCAGGUCCUCCACCAGGUCCUCCUCCACCAGGUCCUCCACCAGGUCCCUCCACCAGGUCCCUCCACCAGGUCCUCCACCAGGUCCUCCACCAGGUCCUUCCACCAGGUCCUCCUCCACCAGGUCCUCCUCCACCAGGUCCUCCACCAGGUCCUCCACCAGGUCCUCCACCAGGUCCUCCUCCACUAGGUCCUCCACCAGGUCCUCCACCAGGUCCUCCACCAGGUCCUCCUCCACUAGGUCCUCCACCAGGUCCUCCUCCACCAGGUCCU